CGCGCGGUCGCCGCCCGCCGCGUAAGCAAUGCGCUAGGAUCGCGCGACACCCCCUAAAUGAACCACGAUCGACUUAACGAACAUACUAAUUUACAUCACAUGAUAACUUAAACAAUCCAUACCAAACGAGAAUUAGCGAACGAAUCGUGCGAGUUGUGAAAUAACAAUCCUUAGAACAUUAAGAAAAUUUGACCAAAGACAUUAAAUAUACUUAUAAAUAUUAGUGUAAUCUAUAAACUAGAACUUAAUGUAGAAAGUGUGUUUUAGCUCAAGUGUUUGAAAGACUUAAACGUGUUAUUGUUAAUUAGUUUAAUAACAACCUAGUGGGUGUUUUAGUGUAUAUAUUUUCCUACGCCUUUCCUUAAAUCUACUGGUUCAAGAUGUAUACAAACUUAUGGCUGAUAUCACAAGAAGAAGUUCCUUUCCUACCUCCUACACCUAGCUCAAAUACCCUCCCAUGCAACAUUCCUUAUUCAUUCUUUGAAUUAUUGUAAUCGAGCUGCAGAUUCACUUAUAGAAACAUUCCACGAUAAGCGUCGUCGUAAGUUUUUAACUUAUGACUACACUUUUUUAAGAAUUUCUUCAGAUAGCAAAAUUCUUAAUAAAUCCGAGCACCGAGCAUAUUGUAGUGGUAAGAUAAAGUAACGCGCGUAUACCUCUUCGGAGGGCGCAAGGGGCCGGCGCGAUGCGGUCUCACCAGGGAUGUACGUAAUAUAUCCUGCGGAUGACGUAGUUACCCUGACAUACGGCACACAAUCGCUGCCCCGGCCCCGGCAGCGGCCUACGCUUGACGUUCUUGUUGGACCACUGCCAUCCGCGCCGACUAGCGCAUCACCUUUGUCCCCGACCCCCGCCCCGCCCCGCGCCGCUUCCGUCCCCAAAACGGCGCCCCCGGAGCCAGCGGAGCGCGCGCCGGCCUCGCCGACGCCGUCUAUAGACCGGCCGGCCAAGCUGCGCGAGCGCACCAAGGCAAAGCUGUUUAAAAAACUUGGUCGACAAGAGAACAAUGACUUCGGGAAAAUAGUCAGAACUCCUGCUCCCGAUGAAUUUGAACUACCUGCUCCCCUACCGACUCCGGCGUUUUCGCGGAAAAAUAUUUUUGAUCGCGACUUCGAUGCAUUAUUCGAAGUCGCCAGUACGCCACAGUUUACAGCGAAUAUUCGUGUAACAACUCCGGAACCAGACCGUAGAUCAGAUGUGUCGGCGGCGCAUUUUACCUCUCCAGAAAAUUUCUCACUUAACUUGCUCCCACCUCGGCCUUAUUCUGAACCGGUGCCUAAUAAUACCUCCCCCACAACCUCCACCCGCACCUCGACGAAUUCGACAACAACGGGACAUCGGUCAUCUCUUGAAGGUUCCAACUCCAAAUCCAAGAAGGUUAGCUUCUUCCGAAAAUUGAGUCGUUCCAAAGAAAGAGAGGCGUCGCCGCCUCGUAACCGCGAGCGCAUCAUGCAACAAUCAUCGAUAGAAAUGGCUCUUCGAGAACUGACACAUCCAAACCACAACGAGCAGCUGAAAAACCAACAGCAAGUCACUUUUAAGUUGGUUAAAACAGUGACCGACUUCACGACACAAUUGUCGCAACUUUACGAGCGCCACUCUUCUGAGCUGCAAGUCCUCGUCGCCAACUUCCGCAAACGGAGCAGCGAACUUAGGAAAGAAAGAGCAUCCUGUCCAUCUUCAUUGUUUCAUACAUGGGAAACGCUUCUCCAGGAAGUAGAAGCGGAUGUGUUGGGAUAUAGUAAUGCGGCAACAUCUCUCGACAGGCUGGUAGCUACCCCGCUCAUUGAUCGUACAUUUCAUAUGAAGAUUCAAGCUCGGAAACUAUUUGCUCAUAGGGAAGGUUGUGAAGUAAUAUUGGGAAAAGCUGAUGAUCAACUAACGAAGGCCCGGCAAGAAUACAGAGCGGCUUUCCUGAGCUACUGCAAUAAUCCAAAUCCAUCUGCUCUUGCCAUUUACUACGACUCCCAUAACACAUAUGUGCAACAACUGACUGCUACAAAUGCUAUGCUGGACCAGUACCACAAACAUACACUGCCAACUAUAUUACAGGAAUUAGAAGAAAUUUUAACGGAUGUUACUACAGCUGUCAGCGAUGCCAUUUGCCAGGAAGGCGAGAUUAUUACAGAAAAGUCAAACACUCAAAUGCGUCGCUACGAGUCUUUGUGUGCACAAGCCCGGGCGGUAUCCAGUACCGCAGAUCUUGCUCAUUUGGCCCGAACUUUACUAACCAUUCAACCACCGAUGAGACCACCAAAAAGGCAGUUCCUACCACCGUAUCCACCGGAGCCUGAAGACCCACCGUUAGAUGUUCCUGCGGAAAGUAUGCCUCCAGUUCUUCGUGGAGAAAUGCUGCUCGAUCGGAUGGGCGGCCAAGCGCGGCUAAACUACGACCAGUUGAGGAAAGACGCACAAGAUCUCGAUAUUCAAAUAAAACAGUUACAGGAUAGUCUCGACUCUUUGGCCCGCCUCCAAAACCGAAGUCUUGAAAGCAAUAUGUACAACAAAGUGAACGAGAUACAGGAGGAAAUAUCUGUAAAGAAGUACGACUACAGAGCAACACAACUACAUUUGGCAGCAGUAAGAGCUCAGAGAGAACUGUUCGCUGCAAAGGCGGACAGCGGUACGGCGGCGGUAGAUCGAAAGUUGUCCUCUUCUUCAGCUGGCAGUAUGAAGAACAAGUGGUUGAAGGCCUUCCGAAGUUUGAAGCCGCCAAGUGCACCGCCACCUCACUCUGCACCCCCUGACAAGAGAAAUGGCGCUGCACGGGAAGCAAUGCGUGCUGGUGGUGAUUCUGAUGCACAUAACUUUCAAGAAUAUACAUACAAAAAAAUCACCCCAUGUGAUGUAUGUUCCCAAGUUCUUAGAGGGCAUACACGCCAAGGGCUUAGAUGCCGUCUAUGCAAGAUGAACGUGCAUACAGACUGCAUGCCUCAAGUGGGCAAAUGUCAGACAAAGUCUCGAUUGCUACGUCGGCAGAAGAGCACCUCUGAAAUCGAAGCACAUAGAGUCCAAGAAACCGCAAUCGAACAAGAAAAGGAGGAAGUGGAUCAGACCUACCAAGUUCUGAAGCGAGCCAACGAAAUCGCGAAGCCGGGUGGCGGGGAAUCGCGCGGGGGCCCCGUAGUGCGGGUGUCAGCACCGGAGGAGACGCCACCCGCGCGCUCGCCGGCACGUCCAUCUGGCGGGCUGGCUGUCGCGCCGCAGCCCGUCUCCUCUAGCUCAGCACCACAUUCGCCGAGACGCCAAAAGUUGAACCUUAGAAUGAAGAGCCUGUCGUUGGACUCGCCGGAGUGUGGAGAGCUGAGACGCCGACCUACUCGAGAUCAAGCGCCCUCGCAGGGCAGCCGAGUACUCUCGCCGUCCUCUCCAGUACACAGCAGGAGGCUUUUAACCACCCGAGGAGGCCGCAUGAACAGCGUGGAACUCCCAGAUGAACCUGACAAGAGUCUGUCAUCGAAUAGCGCCAGUCCUUGUCCCUCGCCGGUUAAUAAGUCAAGCAAACAUCAGCGGCUGCUACCUACCAAUCUCUACGUGAUCUUAUAUAACUUUAAAUCUCGCCAUGCUGAUGAGCUAGACCUAAAAGCUGGGUACAAGGUGACUGUAAUUGAUACUUCGGACCCUGACUGGUGGAAGGGAAAAUGUUUAGGCAAGAUUGGAUACUUCCCAUCAAAAUACUGCACCAAAUUGCAGGCUGGAGAACGCCCAUUACAAGUUACUCACAAUUUGCAAGUAUCAGAUGGCGACAAUGGUCUAAUGCUACUUCGUGAUCAAAUCGUUAUACAAGUUGGCGAUGAAGUGGAUGGCAUGGUGAUGAUUCGUUCCGGCGAUAAUCGCCAGGGUGUAUGUCCAGUUAAGUUCCUGCAGGAGGUGUGACGCUUUAAACUACCUAACUUCGAUGUUAUGAGGAAACGCGGGUCAUUUUCAGAAGAAAGUGGCAGGCUAUUUGUACCAAAAUCAAUACAUAGCGCUCCCGUCACACCAUGUGAUAGUGAGAUAACUACUUUUUCUGACAAAGCAUGGUCAAAAGGGUACGAACCAG
Molecule: messenger RNA, 4042 nt
Organism: Achroia grisella
Lineage: Eukaryota; Metazoa; Arthropoda; Insecta; Lepidoptera; Pyralidae
Gene: Stacl
Exons: 22
Coding region: 703-3876 (1057 amino acids)
Biological process (GO): skeletal muscle contraction; positive regulation of voltage-gated calcium channel activity; positive regulation of protein localization to plasma membrane
Cellular component (GO): extrinsic component of cytoplasmic side of plasma membrane
Molecular function (GO): protein binding
Source: RefSeq, a predicted model, not a curated record